AUGCAUUCAACUGAUUCAUCGCAUUUGACACAUGGACGUCAUUUACGUCGAUUAUCGUUGGUUGAAGAUUAUAAACUUCAUCUUCUUACUGCAUUAAUUAAUGAAAUGCCAUGGUAUGAAUCGAAACGAAAUGACAAGAAACGUUUUUACAAGUCGACGAACUUUCUUGUGGACUUACAUUCGAGAUUUAUGAUCCAAACAGCACAAGGUGUCAAGUUUGAAGAUCCAAAGUAUUGUCAAUACCAGAAAAAACUUGAUAAUUUGAAAGCACUUGCAACAUGUGCCGACACUUCUUCAAGCAAUGCUUUACUUGCGCAGAAAGCACUACGAUAUCGCAAUAAGGCAAACUAA
Messenger RNA from Plasmopara halstedii, 351 nucleotides. RefSeq lists its product as uncharacterized. The record is from RefSeq and is a predicted model, not a curated record. NCBI's taxonomy places the organism in Eukaryota, Oomycota, Peronosporomycetes, Peronosporales, Peronosporaceae. The coding region runs from base 1 to 351 and encodes 116 amino acids. The transcript has a single exon.